Epinephelus moara (kelp grouper) is the source of this 1530-nucleotide messenger RNA. RefSeq names its product SPG21 abhydrolase domain containing, maspardin (gene spg21). The transcript has 9 exons. NCBI's taxonomy places the organism in Eukaryota, Metazoa, Chordata, Actinopteri, Perciformes, Serranidae. Bases 325 to 1263 code for a protein of 312 amino acids. Gene Ontology annotation, molecular function: CD4 receptor binding. The record is from RefSeq and is a predicted model, not a curated record. Gene Ontology annotation, cellular component: cytosol; trans-Golgi network transport vesicle.
GUGCGCAUGCGCAAACGCAGUCCAUACAGUGGCAGAGGAUGUGCGAAGUAUAACCGCCACAAAUGGCAACAGCUAGUUCCUCUAAAGACACUGUAGCGUCUUUAAGCUACAUGAUGGUGUAGUGGGCAGACUGCAGACAGACAGGCAGACAAAUAACCAGACAGACAGACACAGACGCUGGUUUUAUCGGUAGGCGGUGGCAGAAGCUUUGCGGAAGUGUGUUCGAACCCGGAGUCAUAUGACCAGUCAGGCAGCCGGAGAAAAUGCUACCUAGAUAUGGAUAAAAUUCCUCGGACACGGUGACUAACAUCCACAGCGAACACGAUGGAGGAAAUUAAAGUGUCUCCUGACUACAACUGGUUCAGAAGCACAGUGCCCCUGAAAAGAAUUAUUGUCGAUGAUGAUGACAGUAAGGUGUGGUCGCUGUAUGAUGCCGGCCCAAAGAGUAUCAGGUGUCCCAUCAUCUUUCUCCCCCCAGUCAGUGGGACAGCUGAGGUGUUCUUCCAGCAGGUGCUGGCUCUGACAGGCUGGGGCUACAGAGUCAUCUCGCUACAGUAUCCGGUGUACUGGGAUCUUAUGGAGUUCUGUGAUGGCUUCAGGAAGCUUCUCGAUCACCUGCAGUUGGACAAAGUCCAUGUGUUCGGAGCGUCCCUGGGAGGAUUCCUGGCUCAGAAGUUUGCAGAGUACACACACAAGUCUCCCAGAGUGCACUCACUGAUACUGUGUAAUUCAUUCAGUGAUACCUCCAUCUUUAAUCAGACGUGGACAGCAAACAGUUUCUGGUUGAUGCCGGCGUUCAUGUUGAAGAAGAUUGUUCUGGGGAACUUUGCUAAAGGACCUGUGGAUCCUAAAAUGGCAGAUGCUAUUGACUUCAUGGUUGACAGGUUGGAGAGUCUGAACCAAAGUGAGUUAGCAUCGCGGCUAACACUCAACUGUCAGAACUCUUACGUGGAGCCGCACAAAAUCAAAGACGUUGCUGUGACGAUUAUAGAUGUGUUUGAUCAGAGCGCUCUGUCGCUGGAGGCAAAGGAGGAGAUGUAUAAACUGUAUCCGAACGCCAGACGAGCUCAUCUGAAAACAGGAGGAAACUUCCCGUACCUGUGCAGGAGUGCUGAGGUCAACCUUUACAUACAGAUACACUUGCGCCAGUUCCACGGGACGAGAUACGCCGCCAUCAGUCCUGCCAUGGUGAGUGCUGAGGAGCUGGAGGUGCAGGAGAGUCACCUGAGCAGUACCCAGGACUCUGACGACGACGACCAAUGAGACAGCGUUUACCUGCCGGCUAUUUCCUCCCAACAUUUCCAACAGUUUCUCUCACCCUUCAUCAUUUCACUGGACAGUCUCCAGAUUUUUCAUGGAGCUCAAUCAGCGAGUCAACUGAGAAUAUUUUUAUUUGACAGAUGAAGCAAUAUUUUGAUAAUGAACUGUACAUAACUGUUACACAGCCGCUUUGCUUUAAAAACAUACGACACCUUGCCUUAUGUGGAAUGACUUUGAUAAUUGUUGCACUCAUAAACUGCCUGAACUGUU